AUGGAUGAUGCCCAGCACCCCGAACGCCGACAUCAGCGUCAUUCAUCUGAGGGGGACGAGGAAGAGGAAGAGGAGGAGGACGACAUACCAAUCGUAGUGGACAGCAACGAUAACACAGCGCACAGAAACCCGCCUGGAUCCUCAGUGGUGAUUCUUCCGAUCUGCAGCGGACGUCUGCGUCCCUAUCGAAGAAUUCGACCACCAGACCAAAAAUGA
Molecule: messenger RNA, 216 nt
Organism: Dibothriocephalus latus
Lineage: Eukaryota; Metazoa; Platyhelminthes; Cestoda; Diphyllobothriidea; Diphyllobothriidae
Source: the annotation of a GenBank genome assembly